Sphenostylis stenocarpa is the source of this 675-nucleotide messenger RNA. The record is from the annotation of a GenBank genome assembly. NCBI's taxonomy places the organism in Eukaryota, Viridiplantae, Streptophyta, Magnoliopsida, Fabales, Fabaceae.
AUGGCCGUUACCUUCUCAAAUCUCUACACAGACUCAGGCCUCAAGUCCCUCAACGACUUCCUCUCGGCGAAGACCUACGUUUCUGGGGAUCAGUUCACAAAGGACGACAUAAAAGUGUACGCUGCCGUUUUGGAGAAGCCGAGUGACGCUUUCCCCAGUGUUGGCAAGUGGUACGAGGUUGUCUCAUCUCACCUUGCUGCAAGCUUCCCUGGCAAUGCUCAAGGGGUGAGAUUCAGUGGCAAAACUUCUGCUCCAGCUGAGGCUGCACCUGCAAAACCGGAUGCUUCUCCUGCUGAAGAUGCUGAUGACCUUGAUCUCUUUAGUGAUGAGACAGAGGAAGACAAAAAGGCCGCAGAGGAUAGGGAGGCUGCAAAGAAGUCUGCCAAGAAGAAAGAGAGUGGAAAAUCUUCUGUUCUGCUCGAUGUUAAGCCUUGGGAUGAUGAGACAGACAUGAAGAAGCUAGAAGAGGCUGUUCGAAGUGUUGAGAUUCCCGGUUUAUUGUGGGGAGCAUCCAAACUGGUUCCUGUUGGUUAUGGGAUCAAGAAGUUGCAGAUCAUGUUAACCAUUGUUGACGACCUUGUUUCUGUGGACUCCCUUAUUGAGGAGCAACUGACAGUUGAGCCCAUAAAUGAGUAUGUUCAAAGUUGUGACAUAGUUGCAUUCAACAAAAUUUAA